Cryphonectria parasitica EP155 is the source of this 390-nucleotide messenger RNA. RefSeq lists its product as uncharacterized. Gene Ontology annotation, cellular component: ribosome; mitochondrial large ribosomal subunit. Gene Ontology annotation, biological process: translation; ribosome biogenesis. Bases 1 to 390 code for a protein of 129 amino acids. The transcript has 2 exons. Gene Ontology annotation, molecular function: structural constituent of ribosome. NCBI's taxonomy places the organism in Eukaryota, Fungi, Ascomycota, Sordariomycetes, Diaporthales, Cryphonectriaceae. The record is from RefSeq and is a predicted model, not a curated record.
AUGCGCGCCACCACCUCCCUCUCCGGGCUCAGCGGCAGCCUGCGAAUGCUGUCCCUCUCCUCCUCCUCCGCCUCCUCCUCACAGACUACCGCGACUGUCGUCCGACCAACCACCCAAAUGCGUUCCCUAUCCUCGACCAUAUUACGGACUCCGAGCUCCAGCCCUAUCGUGAGGUUUCCAGCACGAGCGCUUACGCCCGCUGUGCAGCGCCUGGCUGGUGGUCUCCAGGCGAUGCGGUACCAGGUUAGAGGGAUGAAGGUGUACAGCUCAAUUAAGAAGCGGUGCGAGCAUUGCAAGGUGGUGCGACGGAAGAAGAGCAAGAGAUCAAAUGGCUACCGGUAUAUCAUUUGCAGUGCAAAUCCUCGACACAAGCAGCGUCAAGGCUCGUAA